Molecule: messenger RNA, 3465 nt
Organism: Haliotis rubra (blacklip abalone)
Lineage: Eukaryota; Metazoa; Mollusca; Gastropoda; Lepetellida; Haliotidae
Product: glutaminyl-peptide cyclotransferase-like
Exons: 9
Coding region: 109-1359 (416 amino acids)
Molecular function (GO): zinc ion binding; glutaminyl-peptide cyclotransferase activity
Source: RefSeq, a predicted model, not a curated record
UGCUUUAGCUGCUGGUCAUGUGGGUUGUAAGUUGGGAAAGUUGGUGUGUGGACAGACUGUGAGAGCCAGUUGGCUUAGACGGGCGUGUAGGGCUAGGGCGGCGGAAAGAUGAAAUACAACGACUGCGUCUUGUGGAUUACAUCUUUGCUCAUCUGCUUGUCGAUAAAAUCUACACACGAAGCGAGCGGAACGCGAAAGAGACGGUCACUAAAAUGGCAGACCGACUCAGCACUGCAGGUCCUGUCGGAGAUAUUUUCAGAUAUGAAGAGUUUUAAGGAGCAGGAGUUGAUGCCGUUCAUGAAAGUGCGGGUUUCAGGGACAAAGGCCAACAAGGAAGUGCAACAGCAUAUCAAGAAUCGCCUAAACCCAUUAGGAUGGACAAUAGAAGAGGACCAAUUUACAGAUUCUACUCCUCAAGGGACGAAAGAGUUUACCAAUAUUAUUGCUACAUUUAAUCCCAGUGCUGCAGAGAGACUUGUUCUUGCCUGUCAUUUUGACUCCAAGUAUUAUGAGAAGAUAGAAUUUAUUGGUGCUACAGAUUCAGCUGUUCCAUGUGCUAUAUUAUUGGACUUGGCAAAACAGCUUUCCUGUUUAUUUCACAAGGAACCGGCCAAGGAGUCUGCAAAAAAUUUAACCGUCCAGUUGGUAUUUUUUGAUGGGGAAGAAGCUUUCAAGGAAUGGUCAGCAACAGAUUCCAUCUACGGAGCCCGCCACCUUGCUCAGAUGUGGGCAGACAAACCAGACCCUGUAACUCCCUCACGCAAAUAUAUCAGUACCAUUACUGACUUCGUCCUGUUGGACCUUAUCGAAGCCACAGAUACCAGGUUUGCCAAUAUUGUUGUGGACACAUCAGAUCUGUAUACACAGCUAAAUAAAAUAGAGAAAAGUCUGGAGAAAAAGAACCUUCUUCGACGCCAGCAGCAGAACUCAAAUGGAUACCGACACCAGCUCUUCCCUUCUAUGUCGGCCAGGAAUGCCGGAGUGCAAGACGAUCAUGUGCCUUUCCAAGCAAAAGGUGUUUCCAUUCUCCAUCUAAUCUCGUACCCCUUCCCACAAGUCUGGCACACGAAAAGAGAUAACCUUGCAUCGCUGGACUUCACGCUAAUCGACGACUUCAAUCGCAUAUUCCGUAACUUUGUUGCCAGCUAUCUGCAGUACAAUGGACUUCAGGCCUCAGGAUGUAAAAAUGCCACAGACCGAGCAUCGUCAGAAGCUGAUGCUGAUUUCCAGACUGAUGGCGAGAUGAGCUGUGAGUCGAGGGCAACGUCGGGAGGCACGGCAGCCGUGAGUGACAGGGUUCACAAACUUUUGGUAGUUUUGCCAUUAAUAUUGUGGGAAAGAUGGUCUCACUCAAAAUAAUCAUAAUUUGUCUCAAUCUGGACCGUUUCUUUGUGAUAUUGUGUGCAUGAAUGUAUGGAGUCCGUGCUCAGUCUCACUUUGGGGAAAGAAUGGUUGGUACGACUUUUUUGUACCCUGGAUAGCAGUGUGUAAUCGGUACAGCUUAUGAGGGUCUGGGGCAACACGUGAUCUCAGCAUGAAGACUGUAUUUGGGACUGCCAUAGUUUAACAUUGACUUGCGAAUGUCUGGUGCUAACAUCAAGUGGAAUAGGGCUUAGGCCCCGUUCCACAUUGGAAUUUGUAGAGCUAUGACUGUCAUGAGUCUCUGAUAGAGCAGGAUGCCGUUGUACAAAGCAACCUCAACACUAUGCCAGUCGUAAGUCUAUGUUAGGGGAGUCACGGUCACCUUAGUAUUAAGAUUCCUUUGUACAACAGCACUCUGGUGACUUGCAAUUGUUUCAGCUCUAAGAUCACUUGCUGCCCUGUGACUGUCAUUCUGGUUUAUCCUGAUUUCAAUUGUUUGUGUUGAUCCUUUAAGGGUGGUUUAUGUCAAGUCCUUAUUGGAUAUUUUAUGUAAUAGAAUGGACCAGUUUUAAUAUCAUCAGCUCAUUCAUGUGGACCAAUUACUUAAGGCCGAUUUCAAGUUGGACAAUAGGGGUAUUGUGAAACUUCACUCAUCAGACUCUAUGUAUCAAUCAUACAUUGUUUUGUUUUAGCUGAGGGGCGGUGGGGUAGCCGAGUGGUAAAGCGUUCGCUCGUCACACUGAAGCCCCGGGUUCGAUUCCCCACAUGGGCACAAUGUGUGAAGCCAAUUUCUGGUGCCCCUGCCGUGAUAUUGCUGAAAUAUAUUUCUAAAAGUGGCAUAAAACCAUACUCACUCACUCUUCCAGCUGAAGCCACAGUUUGGGAUGUAACAGUUUUAAAGUAACCGAAAAUGACAAAUUACUGUAAAUUAUCUAAUUAGUGUCCUCUUGUAUUCAACACUGAUAUAAAAAUAUUCUCCCUUGCAUCCAUUUUCUCCAGAAUAACUUCUUAUUUAUUGAGAAUGUUAAUAAAUACUACAACGUCCCCACUACAACCCCAGCCAGCAGUCCAUGUGUUGAAUACUGAUGGUGGCCUGUGUUGGAGAGACGUGACAUGAUUGUUAUACUGGUGAUGGUGCAACAGGGCAUUUUGGGACUAAUAUGUUUAUCUCACAACUAUUAUACUGUUUCCAUGGUUACUGACACUGUAUGAAGCAUGAUAUAUUAUAUCUUUGUAUAUUUUCUUGUGAUAUAUCCAUCAUGUCUUGUUUAUUUGUAGUGUAAAUAUGUUCCUCAGUGGCUAAUUGACACACCUAACUAGAUACAUAAUGUUGUAGGUAGUAAUAAGGUCUUGCUUCAUGAAUGUAUGAGACACACAGUAAUACCCCCCUCUGGUGAUAACUUUAGGACCAUGUUUUAUACAAAGGGACAUUACUCCGUUAGACUUAACUUGUUAUUUGAUCAACAGAUUUUGUUUAAAAUGUUCAGGUUGUAGGUCAGAAAGGAAGAACAGGAGAGAAGCCAAUUAAGUACAGUACAGCCUUGGUCUCAUUUAUAAGCUGGCGUUCUUCUUUGGACUUCCAGUUUCCUGAAGUUUUGUUAUCUUCUGGUAAUUGAUAUUUGGAUAGAGAAUUAGGAUGGUUAUCCAUAAAAAUUUCAUUUUUUCCUGUUCUUCCAGCUACUGAAUGUCCAUCAAAAACAGAAAUCCCUGCUUAAAAAGCACUUAAACAGGGGUUGUUUACAAAGUAAGGUCUUGUCUUAAGUGUAAAAAGUCUUACCAUUUAUAUCAAAAUGUACAUAUACAAUUUGUUUUUCCAAUUUAACUGAAAAUUGGAUAUCGUCUUGGCUAAGUUAGUUUUCUAACAUAGCCGGAACUGGUGGUGUUUUGAGCUGUGACUGAAGAUGGCAUAUGGUAUCCAUGCACGGUGGUAUGGUGUAUAUAUCCCUGGGCUUAUAGAGCUGUAGUUCUGGGACACCAUGAACAAGACGGUGUUCAUGUUAUGUGUCAUCAUAUAUCAGUGUUAAACGUGACCAUUGUCAAGAAAGAAAACAUUGUUUCCAUAUUUUGUUGAAGGAAUAUAUUUUAAUAAAAUCAUGGGCGAUA